This is a messenger RNA of Clupea harengus (Atlantic herring), 2329 nucleotides long. RefSeq names its product ecto-NOX disulfide-thiol exchanger 2 (gene enox2). Gene Ontology annotation, molecular function: RNA binding; oxidoreductase activity. Gene Ontology annotation, biological process: ultradian rhythm. Lineage: Eukaryota; Metazoa; Chordata; Actinopteri; Clupeiformes; Clupeidae. Gene Ontology annotation, cellular component: external side of plasma membrane; plasma membrane. The record is from RefSeq and is a predicted model, not a curated record. The transcript has 12 exons. The coding region runs from base 48 to 1850 and encodes 600 amino acids.
GAUCAAAGCUCCCUGCGUUCUGCUCUGUUCCAGAGGGCAUACGCAACAUGACCAUGGACUCCAGCCCGAUGAACAUGCCCAUGUCGGACCCCAACGCCUGGGCCACCGCCAUGAACAACCUGGGUAUGGCCCCCAUGGGGAUGCCUGCAGGACAGCCCUUAAUGUCAGACUUCGACCCGAGCCUGGGCAUGAUGGCGGGCAUCGCUCCCAUGAACCCCAUGAUGCCUGGCUUGGGCAUCGUGCCUCCGCCCAUCUCCCAGGAUAUGCCUGUCGUCAAGGAGAUCAUACACUGCAAGAGCUGCACCUUGUUCCCGCCCAAUCCCAAUUUGCCACCUCCAGCCACGAGAGACAGACCUCCGGGCUGUAAAACGGUGUUCGUGGGGGGGCUGCCAGAGAACGCCACGGAGCAGCUGAUCGUGGAGGUGUUUGGGCAGUGCGGCGAAAUCAUCGCCAUUCGCAAGAGCAAGAAGAACUUCUGCCACAUCCGUUUUGCCGAGGAGCAGACCGUGGACAAGGCCCUCUUCCUGUCCGGCUACCGAAUCCGACUUGGCUCCAGCACCGACAAGAAAGACACGGGCCGGCUGCACGUGGACUUUGCCCAGGCCCGGGACGACCUGUACGAGUGGGAGUGUCAGCAGCGCUUCCUGGCCCGCGAGGAGCGCCACCGCCGCCGCUUCCAGGAGGACCUGAUGCGGCCGCCCUCGCCCCCGCCCAUCGUCCACUACUCCGAGCACGAGUGCGGCCAGCUGGGGGAGAAGAUCAAAGACGACUCCAAGUUCCCCGAGGCGGUGCGCGUCCUGCUGACCUGGGUGGAGCGGGGGGAGGUGAGCCGACGCAACGCCAACAACUUCUACUCCAUGAUCCAGUCGUCCAACAGCCACAUCCGCCGCCUCAUGAUCGAGAAGGCCGCCCACGAGAAGGAGGUGGAGGAGGCCAAGGAGAAGUUCAAGAACGCCCUGGCUGGUAUCCUUGUGCAAUUUGAGCAGAUUGUCUCUGUAUUCCACGCUGCUUCCAAACAAAAGGCAUGGGACCAUUUCUCCAAAGCCCAGCGCAAGAACCUGGACGUGUGGCGCAAGCAAGCAGAGGUUGGUCUUUUCUCCCUUUCCUUCUUGAUGUCUCUCUUUUCCUCUGUGUCAGGACCAGCUGCCCAGGCCGAGGCGCUGAAGGAGGAGAAUGACAGCCUGCGCUGCCAGCUGGACGCGUACAGGAACGAGGUGGAGCUUCUGAAGCAGGAGCAGGGCAAGGCCCAGCCGCCGCGCAGCGAGGAGGACACCACGCGCCAGCAGCAGCUCAGCUUCCUCCAGCAGGCUCUGCAGGGCAUGCAGAAGCAACUGCUAAAGAUCCGUGAGGAGCUGAAAGCGAGGGAGGCGGAGGUGGAGAAGAGUUCGGAGGACAAGCAGCAGCUGGAGAGCCAGGUGCAGAGCCUGAAGGAGCGGGUACAGUCCCUCCUCUCAACACACAGCGUCACGCUGGAGACGUCGGAGCGAGAUGACAGAGGCAGCGAGGAGAGCACCAAUCAAGCCAAUGAGGCGGCCGCAUCAGCAGUGGUGUCCUGCAGCCAGGAGAAGGAGAGCGUUCCAGAGAAGGGCCCGCCCAGCCCUGUGCGCUCCGAGAGGGAGGCCCUGCUCGUGGGUAUAAUAUCCACCUUCCUGCACGUCCAUCCGUUCGGAGCCAGCAUCGAAUACAUCUGCUCCUACUUACAGUGCCUGAACACCAAGAUCAGCACCACGGAGGUGGAGGCCCUGCUGGGACGGCUGCCCUGCACCUUCAGACAGGAGCUGAGCGGCGUGGGCGCCAGCCUGGAGAAACGCUGGAAGUUCUGCGGCUUCGAGGGCAUCAAGACGGCGUAGAACCCCCCCCCCCAUGGUCAACAGGAGUGUCACGAGGAGCGUUGGGUCGACGGGUCAUGGGUGCUGCCUCUGUUUUGUGUGUGUGUGUAUAUGUGUGUGAACGGUGUGUGUGUGUGUGUGUGUGUGUGUGUGUGUGUGUGUGUGUCUGUGUGCACGUAGUGUGUCUGUGUGUGUUUUACGCGGGGGUCAACCCGACACCAACGGCAGGCAGCCACCAGGCUUCGGGGGAAAGGACUACUGCACAGGGAGAAAAUCAAGGUCUACUGAGAACUGAGCAACUUUCAACCAACUUCCUGUCUCGCUGGCCUUCUCUAGUUUCCUUCCAAAAACUUUGUAUAAACUUAUAAAUACAUGAAUAUAUUUCUUUCUUUUUUUUUUUUUUUCUGUAUAGGCUGGUAACGGUGGCAUAGGUUUUGUUUCCAUAAUCUGUAAAUGCUUGAAUAACAACUUGAUAUUUUGAAAUAAAACUGAUGACAACA